AUGGCCAUCUGGAAACCGAUCAACCCCACCACCAGCGACGUUGACGAACUUGUUCGCGUUGGCCAAACUGUCCACGAUCCCAGCCUAGACGAAGGUGCGGAUGUCUUCCUUGAGCGCGUACAGCUGUUUCCGCAAGGAUGCAUGGUACUCGUUGAAGACGGGCACAUCGUCGGUUAUGCUAUAUCCCACCCAAUCCUGCGUGACUGCCCGCCUGCCCUGAACACCAAACUUGGAGCGGUUCCGACGAAUGCCGAUGAGUACUACAUCCACGACAUCGCUAUACUGCCAGAGUUUCGCGGAAAGGGCCAUGCAGCGGAGUGCAUCGACAAAAUCCUCCGAGUCGCCGAUCAAUAUCCUACCACAAGCUUGAUUUCUGUAUACGGCACGGCGUCUUUCUGGGGUCGUUAUGGGUUUGCUCCUGUCCCCCUGUUGGAGGGUCACCUUGCCAAGAAACUUGCGAGUUAUGGGGAGGAUGCGCAAUACCUUCGCCGACAGAACAAAGAGUGUUCUAGAUGA
Molecule: messenger RNA, 516 nt
Organism: Thermochaetoides thermophila DSM 1495
Lineage: Eukaryota; Fungi; Ascomycota; Sordariomycetes; Sordariales; Chaetomiaceae
Exons: 1
Coding region: 1-516 (171 amino acids)
Molecular function (GO): acyltransferase activity, transferring groups other than amino-acyl groups
Source: RefSeq, a predicted model, not a curated record